UCUCCAGGCAAGCACACAACGAGCUUCAACUUUAAAGCAGGAGCACUAUCCAGUUUCUACAGGACUGGAAGAGUCACACACACACACACACCUUGCUGAAUUACUGGAGAUCAGAGCAACGGGACUGUCCUUCACUGUCUGACUGAGGAAGGCACAUCAAGACAGAGCACAUGCCAUGAGGUGAUCACUCCAUAAACGCGUUCUGUCUGGCCCUUUUCACCUGAAGACAUGGGGUUAUGUGAGAACAUCAGGGGUUGGAGGUGGCAGGGCAGCGCUGGAGCGUUCAGGGCCACUCUGGGAGUGUUGAUGCUGGGGCUCAGUGUGGCCCAGUCUGUCCCACCCCAGACUGUCUGUCCAGCAGCAGCGGCCCCACACAGCCUCACCCAGCCCCACUACCAAGACACAGCAAACUCCACUGUGGGCUUCAUGUCAGCUCUGGUCCAAUCCUUCCUUAACACAGUCCAGCCGAACCCUUUUCCUAAAGAUCUGAUCCUGAGAAUAGUCAAGGAGUUGGAGCAACAGCAGUUAGAUCAAGAAAUCCACAAAGAAGCCCUAGUGUAUCAAGUGGGUUUCCUGGUGUGCGCAGCCAUUGGGGUCCUCUACAUCGUCCUGAUGCCCAUAGUUGGCUUCUUCUUGGCGUGCUGUCGCUGCUGUGGCAACUGUGGUGGGAAGAUGUACCAGAAGCAGACGCCCUCCAUUCACUGUCGCAGAAGAACUCUCUACUGGACUGCGUUCGUCACCACAGUCAUUAUCCUCGCUGGGAACAUUUGCAUGUUCAAAAGUAACGAAGCCAUCAAAGGGAGCGUGGACCAGAGUAAAGUGGAGCUUGACAAAACUAUAGACAACAUCAGCUCCUUCCUCACAGCGGUGCCUCAGCAAAUCGACCAUGUGGUACAUGAAAGUUACAGAACCAUACAGGAGGUUACCAGAAACCUAGAUGCCAUUGGACCUCAGCUGGGAGCAGAGAUCAAGGAACGCUUCAGAUGAACCCUGGAUCCAGCUCUGCUCUCAGUCAGACUGCUGGACCAAGAGACUGUAAACACCAGUCUUCAACUGAGCAAGCUGAACACAUCUUUGACCCAGCUGCAGUCCACCACAGACCGCCUCCAGGCCAACGUCACUGCCGUCAAAAAUCGCAUCAAUCAGACUUUAUCCAACCCAAACUGUGCUGGCUGCAACAUGCUGCAACCUGAGCUACAGAAACUAACACUGGACACCUCCAUCACUAUUCCCAGUUUGAAUGAGUUCCAGUCUGCAGUGGAUGAAGUCAACAAAGCGGAUCUCAAAUCCAAAAUCAAGGAGGUAGAGGGCUAUUUCGACAGCAUUCCCCAGACAGUGACCAAUGAGACUAAGGAUGUAGUUCAAAGCAGCAAGCAGCAGUUGGGUGACAUCAAAACACAGAUCUCCCAGGUUACCAAUGACAUCCCUUUAUCUGCCCUGACCAAUGUGUCGGACACUCUGGGCCAGUUGCAGAGAGAAAUCAACAAGAUCACACCAGAGGCCGAGCGGGUCGAGCAUAUUAGAUGGGCAGUGUGUCUGGCCCUGUGCCUCGUGGUCCUCCUGGUGGUGGUGUGUAACCUCAUGGGUCUGGUGCUGGGCCCUGUGGGUCUGGCACCUAAAGCAGAUCCCACAAAGCGCUCCUGCACGGCGGAUUGUGGCGGCACGUUCCUCAUGAUGGGUGCAGGUUUCAGCUUCCUCUUCUCCUGGCUGUUCAUGAUAGUGGUGCUGCUGCUGUUUUUGCUGGGUGGGAACAUUUACACUCUGCUCUGUCGGCCCUGGAGCAACGGAGAACUCCUGAAGUUUAUUGAUACUCCAGGUUUAAUUCCAGGGCUGGAGAUUGGCCCAAGUUUGGGAUUGAAAAGCAACAUCAAUAUCUCUGAUAUCUACAGAGACUGUGAGGCAAACCAGCCUCUGUGGACAACACUCCGCCUGUAUGAGCUCGUAAACCUUGACGACGUGCUCAAUGUGUCUAAAUACACGGAGGAGAUCCGGGAGCGCUUUGAGAACACAGACAUCACUCUGUCCACCAUCACUCUCCUGAGCCCUGAAGUUAAAAACCAACUCAAGAGCUUUUCCGACACAACUGCAAAUUUUGAUUCCACUGCUGUCACACAGCAGAUUAACAACGUUUCCAGCAUCAAUCUGAACACAACCGCAGAUAAACUCGAUGAGCUCGCUACCCUUCAAAAAAACGCUGAUACUAAAAAUGAGCUCCAAAAGGAAGCAAUGAACCUGAGACUGAUCCAGGCCGACAUAGAAACAACUUUCAUCCCACAACUGGAAAAUGUGAACUUGACCAUCCAGAGCCUUGUGGCCAGUGCGGAAAAGAUCAAUGGAACAGUGGGGGAGGUGCUGAGCAACGUGGGAGCAGCACAAGACUUCCUCAACACAAAUACGACACAGAUCGUCAAGACCGAGAGCAGAAAGUUUUUGGACUGUCAGCUGGGUUACUUCACUGUUUAUGCAGACUGGGCCAACCUCACGAUCACACAGCAGGUGGGCCGCUGUGGGCCCGUGGCGGGAGCUGUGGACUCUGCUGAAAUUAUCCUCUGCUCGCACAUUGUGGAGUCUCUGAAUGCGUUCUGGUUCAGUCUGGGCUGGUGCAUGAUCUUCUUCAUCCCCAGCAUCAUCUUUUCUAUCAAACUAGCCAAGUACUACAGAAGAAUGAAGUACUCUGAUGUCUAUGAUUCCAGCGACCACUUAGUGAUGAACCAUAUCCCCCGAGCACAGAUGAAAUACCCCUGAGAGGACGGCACAUGUGGGCUACAGCUUUAAAAGACUGCAGGCACAACUGUGGCAUCGCUUGACAAAACAAAGACACAUGGUGCACUCCUGGACAGAUGUGUCAGCGUGGUGAACCAUCUCAAACUGACAAAAUAAAAUAAAAUAGUGAGGUUACCGACUUUUUUUAAAGACGCAAAGCAGCUGCAGUGGUCUUAAAACAGAUGUCAAACAUCACACACAGCAUCUUUGAAUUGACCUCAGGGGGACACAGGGCGUAAGGGAAUCUGCAGGGAUUUUUCCAUCAAUUUAAAGAAACAUUUCAAAGAGUUUUAUCGUAUUACAUUAUUUUUUUAAUAUGUAUUUAAUGUGUGAACUGAGCUGCUGCUGGAGUGAGAAUAUCUGCUUCAAAUUUCAAACUCUAAAGCCGAUCUUUGUUGAGAGUCGAUCACAUUUCCAUGUGUUUACAGUGAUGUUGGCGUGCAGUGCUCUCAGAGAAUGCAGCAGUGUGUUACUGUGCCAACAGGCUUUUUUUACAAUGUGCCAGCCUCUGUCUGUCCACUGCCACGGUUCGGCAACCUUAUUCCAAUGGGAAACACGUUUUAAUUAAAUUCUUAAUUACACUUGCACUAAUAUUGGGAAUCAAAGCACAAUUUUUCUGUAUGAAUCAUGAAAUGAAUAUUUGUAUUUGUGUGACUGAUGUGGCCCUAACACUGCUGUUUGCAAACUACACAAAGCAAGUCUUUGCUUGCAAAUAUGUUUUUUGUACAUAUUGAUUUUGACUGAUGUGAUUCACAUAUUGGAUAACGAUGAUUUUUGUACUUUGUGCUCAAGUGUAGAUUGUGUUUUGUCUGUCUGUUACACAGCACUUUAUAUGGUCUGUUUGCUCAAUGUGAUUACAAGGUUGUGAACAUUUCUGCGAGCUGUUGUGAAAACUACUGUCAAGUAAAGAUUGCCACUUAUCAA
This is a messenger RNA of Epinephelus lanceolatus (giant grouper), 3687 nucleotides long. It is a transcript of the gene prom2, whose product is annotated as prominin 2. The record is from RefSeq and is a predicted model, not a curated record. NCBI's taxonomy places the organism in Eukaryota, Metazoa, Chordata, Actinopteri, Perciformes, Serranidae. Gene Ontology annotation, cellular component: cilium; microvillus; prominosome. Gene Ontology annotation, molecular function: cholesterol binding.